AUGACGUCGUCGCCCUCCCCUGCCGCGGCGAGUGUCGCCUCGGCGGCACCGCCAGCGAGGCGUGAGAAGAACUUUGAAGAAACGAUGAAGGAGUUCGAUACUGUGCCGCUGUUCAUGCGUCAUUUGCCGCAAGAGGAAGGCAAUACCGCGCUGGAAGCGCUCCAAUCGCUAGCCCACGAAGGCAAACCCGAUGAUGUCGCAGAAAACUUCAAGAAUCAAGGCAACGAUUAUUUCCGUGGAAAGCGAUACCGCGAGGCGCUCUCGUUUUACCACCAGGGCCUCGAUGCGAAGCCAGACGACGCCAAGUUGAAGGAAUCACUUUUCCUCAACGUCGCCGCAUGCGAAUUGGAGCUGAAAAACUACGGACGAGCCUUGCAUGCCGCUCGGAACGCCAUCCAAGUCAAUCCACGCUCGGUCAAGGCCUUAUACCGUGCAGCGCGUGGCUUCCUAGCAUUGGAUCGCGUCGACGAUGCCGAUGGAUGCUGCGAGCUUGCGUUGGAAUUGGAUCCAAGCAACGUAGAGAUUGUGCGCAUGCGCGAGCGUGUGCAGGAACGCGCGAAGCAGCUCCAAAAGCGCCAGACAGAGCGAGAGGAACGCCAACGUCGUGACACACUCGAGCAGGAAGCGCUUAAAGUCGCCUUCGUGGCUCGUGGACUUUGGCUCGAGACCAGCGACGAUCCACCAGACAAUCCGACACCCGCGCACUUUGAUCCACAGGAGCGUCCCUCGUACGCCCGGUCUGAUAUCCCUUUGAUCGGCGCCCCUGAGCCUUGGCGUGCCCCGGAUCCCAUUCGCACGCCUGUGAUUUUCCCUGUGAUGUUUUUGUACCCGCAGCACAAUACGUCCGACCUCGUGUCUGAGUACCAAGAAGAUACGCCCGUCGGCAUGCAUCUUGAUGUCAUGUUCCCACCGGAAGCCCGCGGGUCACUGCCAUGGGAUCCGAAGGGCGAAUACGUAUCGAGCAACUUGUCGGUGAUUGCCAAAACCCACAAAGGUCGACUGUUGCGUGUGGGCCAUAAACUAUCGCUACGUGCGCUAUUGGACCAAGGUGCCAAAGACAGCGAGACAGGCGACCCUCAAGAUCGAGAUGGGAUUGUACUGCGUGAUGGCAUCAUCGAUCUCGUGGUCUUGCCCAAAGGCUCGGCGGCCGAAGCGACGUGGAUCGCCGAGAACAAGGUCCGUGCCUCUUCAUAG
This is a messenger RNA of Malassezia pachydermatis, 1194 nucleotides long. RefSeq names its product 40s ribosomal protein s7. The transcript has 5 exons. The coding region runs from base 1 to 1194 and encodes 397 amino acids. The record is from RefSeq and is a predicted model, not a curated record. NCBI's taxonomy places the organism in Eukaryota, Fungi, Basidiomycota, Malasseziomycetes, Malasseziales, Malasseziaceae. Gene Ontology annotation, molecular function: Hsp90 protein binding.